AAACAAUAUAUAAACAGAAAUGAGCAGAAAAUUCAAACACGAAUUUCAGAGCCACGGAGAUACAAAAUGCUGCCAAACAUCAAAUUGUCGUUCAUCCCCGGGCUGCUGCUCGUCCAGUUCUGCUUUCAGCCGGCUAUGACCGGCCCAUUGGGAGGGCUCGACAAACUGAGUCCAGGGAACAACGGGGUUUGUGUAACAUUUUCCAGAGCAUUGCUGUGGAAUAUCACGGAGGCUAUGGCACUUGACAGUGUGUUUAAGGGAAUAAACUGCUCAGAGCAACGUAUAAAAAUGAACACAAGAACUUCAACCGUAUCGGCCUGUCUGCCUCCCGACGUGCAGAUGGGGACUGGGUGCGCUGGAUUUCAGAACAGCAACCAUGAUCAGAAAGAAUGUUUGCGGAACGUCGUUGCGGAUCUCGAGCACUACAAAGCAUUGCUCCAGGAGUACGCGGACCCCACCCUGGACUCCACUGUGGUGCGGGCAAUCAGUGAUCUCACGGAGCAUUGCUUCUCAGCUUCACCUACGAACCCUUCAACUUUAAAGAAUUCCGAUUUCAGAGAUCACACCUUUGAUGAGAGAUUGCAGAUGUGCAAAAUACUGAAGGGCUUCCAAGUCCGUGCAAUUACCAUCAGUAGAAUCCUGAGCUACAUAUCAGCUGAUACCAGCAAGAAAUAAGUCUUCACCAUCCUACUCGCACUUACUACUAUCCAAUGUCUACACAUGGAUAAGAUAUUUGAUUAAGAAAAAAUAUCUUUACACUGAACAUCAAUCUACAGCAUCAUCGUAACACAAGCCUUACAAGCCAGAACACUGUUAUGUACCAUGUGUUCAGUUCAAUGCAGUCAAUGAAAAUGCCAAGAGUUGAUUUUGGAAAUACCUCUACACACAUACAAAUAAAACACAUAUAUAUUUAUAUUUCUUAUUUAUUCGUACAAUCAUUAUUUAUGAAUUUGUGCAUAUUAAGCAAUCAGUGGUAUUUUGGAAUGUGAAGCCUUGUUGAAGAAAUAUUUCUUAUCUAUUUAUACUUAUCUAUUUAAUCUUAUUUAUUUGUAAUUCUUGUUUUUUCCUUAAAAGAAUAAUAA
Brienomyrus brachyistius is the source of this 1082-nucleotide messenger RNA. Its product is annotated as interleukin-12 subunit alpha-like. Bases 67 to 675 code for a protein of 202 amino acids. Gene Ontology annotation, cellular component: extracellular region. Gene Ontology annotation, molecular function: interleukin-12 receptor binding; growth factor activity. Lineage: Eukaryota; Metazoa; Chordata; Actinopteri; Osteoglossiformes; Mormyridae. The transcript has 7 exons. Gene Ontology annotation, biological process: immune response. The record is from RefSeq and is a predicted model, not a curated record.